UUGGCGAAGUUCUCGCGUGACAAGCAUGCAGAGUAAUAUUGUUGGCGACGAUUCUUUACUAUGUGUCUGUUUUUGCCAUCAGUGACCUAACAUGGACUUCGGGGCAAACGUCAACAAUGAAAAGUCCCCACUUCUUCACUCUGGAUCCUCAAAACCGAUACAUUCGGCGUUUUCGAGAAGUCUGUCCCAAGAGGAAGCGAUUCUUGGGCUCAGCAGGUCGAGAGAAUUGUCCGAAAAAUACAGGUUGUAUCGGAGAAGAUGGUAUAUGCUGCUUGUGCUGUUUGUCCUAAAUGUCUCUAAUGCAUUGAUAUGGUUGAGCUUUGCUCCAGUGGCUGAUCUCACUGCUAAAUAUUAUAAAAGAUCUCUUGAUGACAUAAACUGGCUUUCCAUUGUUUACCUGCUUUCUUAUUUAUUGUUUGGCUUGGUAGCAGUUUGGAUUCUUGAUGUCCUUGGAUUAAGGACUGGGAUUCUUUUAGGUGCCUGGUUGAAUGCUGUUGGUGCAGCUGUGAGGAUGCUUAGUGGAUUUGAUUUUGUUCCCCAAGAUACCAAAUUCAUUGCAGUAAUGGGAGGUCAGACCCUUGCUGCCCUAGCCCAACCAUUUCUUCUUAGUUCCCCUACUAAGCUGGCUGCUUUGUGGUUUGGAGCAGAUGAAAGGGCCACAGCGAACAUGAUAGCAUCACUAAGUAAUCCUGUGGGUGUUAUGGCAGCUAAUGCACUGGCUCCAGUGAUUGUCAAUAAGAAUUCAGAUAUCCCUUUCAUGCUGGAAAUGUUCUCAAUUCCUGCCUUUCUUGGUGUUGUCAUGGCAACUUUUGGAGUUUGCAGUAGCAUCCCUCCUACCCCACCCACAGCAUCAGCAGAAUCAAAAUCAGAGCCUUUCUUUGUUGGCCUAAAGAAGGUGCUACAGAACAAGCCUUACCUUGUGUUGAUGGUGACAUUUGGUAGUGGGAUAGGCCUUUUUACAUGCCUUCAAACACUUCUGGAGCAAAUAAUCUGCCCACAAGGAUAUAGUGAUGACUUGGCUGGCAUAGCAGGUGCUGUCUUGAUAGCAACUGGGCUUGUUGGAGGUGGACUGGCAGGUGUCUAUGUUGACAAGACCAAGAAGUUUCAAGAAACGGCUAAAAUUUCAUAUGGAUUAGCAGCCAUAUCCUGCUGCUUGCUCGCAAUAGUAACUCAGUUUCCAGGCUACCCUACUCUUGUUGUAGCUACCUGUGGUUUGUUUGGCUUUUUUGCAUUUGCUCUCAUGCCUGUUUGCUUGGAAGUUGGAGUGGAAUGUACCUACCCUGUGGCUGAGGCGACGAGUGCAGGACUACAGUGGAUGGCAGGACAAGCUACUGGAGUGGUCUUCAUAUUAGGUUGCCAAGCAUUAGAGGUUCGUAAGCAUUUUGAGUCUGCAAAGUGCCAGGACAUCUCAGAUGAUGGCAAAGUCCCAGAUCUUCAAUAUGCCAUGUAUUUCAUGAUGGCAGCUGCUGUUGCCAUGGCAUUUCUCAUAAUCUGUGCAUUCCAUCCUCCGUACAAGCGCCUGGACAUGGAGAGGAGAAAAGCAGCACAAAGAAUUCUACAAGGAAGUGCUCACCAGAGACUGCCAGCUAUACCCAGUCCAUCUGAUUCAGACCAUACACAUUCGCCAGAGGGAUAAACUCCUUUGCAUGUCACUGGAGAAUUAUAAAUUCAUAGUGAAUUCAGUUCUUAUGCUAUGAUUAUGCAGUUGCUUGACCUAAGGUAGAUUUCAGGCCAAGUCGCGACUCACGCCGUAGGCAGAGAUUAAAGUUAAAGAGAUUUAAACGCUUUUACAAGAUUACUACAUAUAGAGGUAGUCCUUUUAGGCCAGUAAGGCGUUUUAGUCAAUGAAAAAAUCCCAGAGAACUUGAGUCAAAUGUGUUCUCAAAAAAGCGACGAUUACAUAAAUUUAAUUUAAAAGAAGAUUGUUAGAAUGUCGUUUGUUUUGGAAUGGAACCGAGAAUGGAAUUGAAGUGAACUAGGUGACUCAUGAAGUUAUGGGUCAGUUAUACAUUUUUUCCAAAAUUAAAUUACAUGUAUUGUUAACCGUU
Molecule: messenger RNA, 2048 nt
Organism: Orbicella faveolata
Lineage: Eukaryota; Metazoa; Cnidaria; Anthozoa; Scleractinia; Merulinidae
Product: solute carrier family 49 member A3-like
Biological process (GO): transmembrane transport
Cellular component (GO): membrane
Molecular function (GO): transmembrane transporter activity
Source: RefSeq, a predicted model, not a curated record